Seriola dumerili (greater amberjack) is the source of this 2723-nucleotide messenger RNA. RefSeq names its product xylulokinase (gene xylb). The record is from RefSeq and is a predicted model, not a curated record. The transcript is spliced from 19 exons. Gene Ontology annotation, cellular component: cytosol. Gene Ontology annotation, biological process: xylulose metabolic process; D-xylose metabolic process. Gene Ontology annotation, molecular function: D-xylulokinase activity. The coding region runs from base 23 to 1624 and encodes 533 amino acids. Lineage: Eukaryota; Metazoa; Chordata; Actinopteri; Carangiformes; Carangidae.
GUGGUCGGUGUGUUUCCUCCUCAUGGCGGCCUAUCAGGACUCUCCCCUCUACCUGGGCUUCGACUUCAGUACUCAGCAGCUGAAGGUGGUGGCGAUCGACGGAGAACUGAACGUGGUUCAUCGGGACAAUGUGCACUUUGACUCCGAGCUACCUGAGUUCAGGACUCAGGGAGGAGUUCACCUCCACGCCGACAGACUGACCGUCACCUCACCUGUGCUGAUGUGGGUCAAGGCUCUGGACCUGCUAUUGGACAAGAUGAAGAGGGCGGGGUUUGACUUCUCUCGAGUCAGAGCGCUGUCAGGCAGCGGCCAGCAACAUGGCAGCGUGUACUGGAGACGAGGAGCGUCCAAGACUCUGAACCAGCUCGACCCGGAGCAGACCCUGUUCCAGCAGCUGCAGGACAGUUUCUCGGUGUUGGACAGUCCUGUGUGGAUGGACUCCAGCAGCAGACAGCAGUGUGAGGAGCUGCAGGCAGCAGCAGGAGGAGCUCUGAGACUGGCAGAGGUCACCGGGUCCAGAGCCUACGAGCGUUUCACAGCAAACCAGAUCGCCAAGCUGCGACAGAGCCGAGCGGACCAGUACCAGGACACUGAGAGGAUCUCAUUGGUCAGUAGUUUUGCAGCCUCUCUCUUCCUCGGUGAUUACGCCGCCAUCGACUACAGUGACGGUUCAGGGAUGAAUCUUCUGGACAUCAGGACCAGAACCUGGUCUGAGAUCUGCCUGGAGGCCACCGCUCCACGUUUGGACCGACUGCUGGGAGCGCCGCUCCCCUCCACAUCUGUACUGGGUCCCGUCUCCUCCCUCUGUGUGGCUGCACAUGGUUUCAGUGAGAGCUGCCGGGUGGUGACCUUCACUGGAGACAACCCAGCAUCUCUGGCAGGAAUGAGGCUCCAGCAGGGAGACAUCACUGUGAGUCUAGGGACUAGUGACACGGUGUUUCUGUGGAUCCAGCAGCCUCGUCCUGCUCUGGAGGGUCACAUCUUCUGUAACCCUGUGGACUGGCAGGUGUACAUGGCUCUGCUGUGCUUCAAGAACGGGUCUCUAACGAGGGAGCGCAUCCGGGACGAGUGUGCUGGAGGAUCAUGGGAAGUUUUUUCCGCUGCGUUGAGGGACACGCCGCUCGGAAACAAAGGAAACAUAGGCUUUUAUUUUGACACCAUGGAGAUCACCCCUCCUGCAGUGGGAGUUCAUCGCUUUGACCCUGAUGACACUGAGGUGUCCUCCUUCAGUCCUCAGGUGGAGGUCCGGGCGGUGGUGGAGGGUCAGUUUCUGUCCAGGAGAGUCCACGCUGAGCGUCUGGGUUACUCCAUCGUUCCAGGGACCAGAGUGAUGGCGACAGGAGGAGCUUCGUCUAAUAGAGAGAUUCUACAGGUUCUGUCUGACGUGUUCAACGCUCCGGUCUACACCAUCGAUCUGUCAGACUCCGCCUGUCUGGGCUCCGCCUACAGAGCUCUGCACGGCCUGGUCGCAGAAUCUGGAGUUUCCUUCUUUGACGUGGUGAAGAAAGCACCUGAACCACAGCUGGUCGCCACGCCGCAUCCUACAGCACAGGAGGUGUACGACCAGAUGUUGAAGCGAUACGCCCGAUUGGAGGACAGAGUCCUGCAGGAGAGCCGCACCUGAUCCGCAGCCACCAAUCAGAUCUGUCGAUGGAAAUCGGACGUUUUCAGAAAGUGAAUUACUGAAGAUAAAUUCUGAAUGAAAUACGUUUCAGUCAAAAACAGUUUUAGAAAGAUGAUCUGAAGUUUAGUUCAAAUUAAUUAACGCUGCCAAUCAAUGAAAAUAAUGUAGCUUGUAUGAAUUAGCACUAACGGAUAAUUACAGCAGGAAUCAAAGGCAACAAACAAAUGUAAAACAUGAAUAUUUUCAUUUAUAUAUUUGAAUUAAAAGCAGAAUGAAAAUCAACCACAGAUUAAAGUUGAUCAAAUUUAGACAAAAGGAACGUUACAUAUAAAUAAACUGAUCCCACGUCAGUGUUUAGCUGCUCACCAGUUUUAACUAUUCAACAGGUCUGAACCAGGUCUAUGUCUGGACCUCUGGUCAAAUCCUGAUUUUAAAACUGUGAUGUCGCCUGAUUAAAUCACCAAACACAUGAAUUAUAGACAGAGACUGAGCUGUUCAGAUCAGAGAGGAAGUCACAAGAGACGGACUGUCUUUCUUCUUGAGUCUCUGACGCAGAGCUCAGCCUCCGUCUGGAUCCACUGUAGUUUAGUUUUUAUUUCCUUCAGCUCCAGAACAUCACAGACUUUUAUCAGAGGCAAGUCUUUACCACAAAACAAAAUGUUGAUUACACAAAACAAACAGAAACACUGGUAGACAGCGGCUCAGCACUCAUCUGACCAGUGGAGGAAAUAUGAUCAGUCAGUCAGUCAGUCAGUCAGUUAGUGACAUUCCAGAUUGUAGGUCUGGCCCUGUUCCAGCCAAAAACUACAGCUGAUCCAGGGUCAGUAUUCAGCCCAGUUGGGGAAAACAAAGCUUAAGUGAGUUAGUUCUUAAUGCAGUUACUGUUACAAUUACUGUUGUUUAUAAAGUUCCAUUCACACAAUGUUUUUAUUGUCCUGAGCCAAGCUUCAGGAUCUGGAACAAACCGGUCUCUACGCCGACAAGGUCCGAUCAUGUGACACUAAACAUCUGUCACACAAACUGGCUUCCUCACAAAAACACCUUUAAUCUAAAUGGUAUUUUAAUGUAUAAUUUGUAAUAAACGAAAUGAUGACAUGAG